AUGGCGGCGUCGCCGAGUCGCAUGCCACUCGUGCAGAAGAAGCGCGUGCACGUGGGCGCGACCAACCUCCUGCGCGCCUCGUCGUCGUCGCCGCAACUGCCGUCGCCCAAGUUGACGGCGCUUUCCGGUGCGAUUUACGGCCGCGAGCCGGUGCCGUCGCCACCGACGCCGGUGGCGCGCACCCGGACACCGACGCCACUCGAGCCGCGGCCGCACACGACGGCCACGGGGCGUGAGCCGCCGGUGACGCCAAUUUUCGACAAGAGCAACCCGGUCACGCAGGCGCUCUUUGUAAAGAACCGCAACAAGCUCCGCGCCCGCGUCGCGACUCGGUUUGGCUCGAUGCGCGCCAUGUUCCGCGCGUUCGACGAGUCGGGCUCGGGCAACAUUACGUUCGAGCAGUUCCACAAGUCGAUUUCGUUUCUUGGGCUCGACAUGGCCGAAGACGACCAACGGCUCUUAUACCGCAUGGUGGACACCAACGGCAACAACUUGAUCGACUUUGCCGAGUUCUCGGAGAUGUUUGAGGCCGAGCCGAUGCUCAAGAGCUUUGAGGGCGCGACGGCCGCGCUCAAGACGCGGCCACGUCCUCUGGCGGUGACGCCGCGCACCAAGGCGCGCGUCGCUGCGUUCCAAGCCGAGCUCUCGGAGAAGCUCUUGACCAAGCAAGUGUCGCAGCAAGUCGCGUACGGCAGCAACUCGAGAGUGCUGCUAAAUGCGUUCCGCCACAUGGACCAAGACGGCGACGGGUCCUUGACGUACGACGAGCUCAAGGCGGCGCUCGGGCGCGACAUGCUCGACUUGGACAUCGACCCCGUUGAGCUGGAUGCGAUGAUCUCGACGAUCGACGCCGACCAGAACGGCUACAUUUCCUUCAAGGAAUUCAUCAGCUACUUUUCGAGUCAACCGGAAGGCGGGGAGCGCGACCUCUUUCUGCACGGCCGCCAGCGCGAGCUCGCGCAGCUCGAAGCACGCGCCAAGACGGUGCCGAGUCCGCGGCCGAUCUUCGAAGACCUCGACGGCCCGGCACCCGUCUUGACGCCAAUCAAGCUCCCGGACGUCGAGAGUCUUCCGGGCUGUCUUCCCGAGCAGCUGUGCAAGCGCACAUCGGCGCUGCUGCUCAGUCCGCCAAAGCCAGAUACUCCUGCGGCGACGCUCAACGCCUCAGCCAGCGUGCCCGAAGACCUCGCGACGUACUUUGCAACCCUCGGACCCGUCGUACCCCCCCGGAGUCGGCACCACAAACAAGUCACAGAAUGGAGUCGCAUCGGCGUCGGUGGACGCUGGCCCGCCAAAGAGUCGCCGGCGUACCUUCCGCCAGAAGAUCGCUUCUUGACCACCAACAUGGAGCAGUUUAGCCCCGAAAAGAGCGCGCGCGUCGGCCUGCCCGAAGCGGAUCUGCAGCGCACAAAGGCGCGUCUCGCCGCGCGGCACGAGCGCACGUACCACAACAUGCUUCGGAUGCAACACAACGCUGAGUUUCGCACCAAGCACGCGUCGUGGGAGGAGAAGGCGCGGGUGCGUGCCAAGUCCCAUCAGCGCCUCGUGUACAGCAGCGGCGUCGUCGAGCGAGAUGAGAAGCAGUACGGCCUCUCGACGCGCAUGGCCAAGAAGGCCGGCGGCGCGAGCUACCAUCGAAUGUGGGCCGGCAGCCUCGAGUCGCAGUUCAAUACGCAGCCGUGGGGCGUCCUCCCCCCCGAAAAGACCUAG
Messenger RNA from Saprolegnia diclina VS20, 1710 nucleotides. RefSeq lists its product as hypothetical. Gene Ontology annotation, molecular function: calcium ion binding. The record is from RefSeq and is a predicted model, not a curated record. The transcript has 4 exons. Lineage: Eukaryota; Oomycota; Saprolegniomycetes; Saprolegniales; Saprolegniaceae. The coding region runs from base 1 to 1710 and encodes 569 amino acids.